UGACCGAACCUGGCAACCCGGGAGACUGUCCAUAGCGCUGAAAAAUUUGUUGUUGUCGGGGAAAAUGGCGUCAAACGUAGAGGCCCCGGAGCGCUGGUACCUCGCCCUUCUCGGCUUCGCAGAACAUUUCCGAACCUCCAGUCCGCCCAAAAUCCGUCUCUGCGUGCACUGUCUACAGGCGGUGUUUCAGUUUAAGCCUCCGCAGAGGAUCGAGGCCCGGACACAUCUCCAGUUAGGCUCGGUCCUCUACCACCACACCAAGAACAGCGAGCUGGCCCGCAGCCACCUGGAGAAAGCGUGGUUUAUAUCUCAACAAGUCCCUCAGUUUGAAGAUGUCAAAUUUGAAGCUGCCAGCAUUUUGUCGGAACUCUUCUGCCAACAGAAUCUGGUGGACUCUGCAAAACCCCUUCUGCGCAAAGCCAUCCAGAUUUCCCAACAAACACCAUACUGGCACUGCAGAUUAUUGUUCCAGUUGGCGCAACUUCAUACUCUGGAGAAAGACUUGGUGUCAGCAUGUGACUUGCUGGGCGUUGGAGCCGAGUAUGCCCGAGUAGUUGGGUCGGAAUAUACCAGGGCAUUGUUUCUCCUCAGUAAAGGAAUGUUGCUGUUAAUGGAGAGGAAGCUCGGGGAGGUGCAUCCUCUGCUCACACUGUGCGGAACUAUUGUCGAAAACUGGCAGGGAAACCCCAUCCAGAAGGAGUCCCUGAGGGUCUUCUUCCUGGUCCUUCAGGUCACACACUACCUAGAUGCUGGACAGGUGAAAAGUGUGAAGCCGUGUCUGAAGCAGCUGCAGCAGUGCAUCCAGACCAUUUCUACACUCCACGAUGAUGAGAUCCUGCCCAGCAACCCAGCUGACCUCUUCCACUGGCUGCCCAAGGAGCACAUGUGUGUCCUCGUCUAUUUGGUGACAGUCAUGCACUCCAUGCAAGCAGGCUAUCUGGAGAAAGCCCAGAAGUACACAGACAAGGCUCUUAUGCAACUCGAGAAACUAAAAAUGUUGGACUGCAGCCCCAUCCUCUCUACCUUUCAAGUCAUUCUACUGGAGCACAUCAUCAUGUGUAGGCUCGUCACGGGCCACAAGGCCACUGCAUUACAGGAGAUCUCGCAGGUGUGCCAGCUGUGCCAACAGUCCCCUCGGCUAUUCACCAACCACGCUGCUCAGCUUCACACGCUAUUAGGUCUCUACUGUAUCUCAGUGAACUGUAUGGAUAACGCGGAGGCACAGUUUACCACAGCCUUGCGGCUCACCACACACCAGGAGCUGUGGACAUACAUCGUAACCAACCUGGCCAGCGUCUACAUAAGGGAAGGAAACCGACACCAGGAGCUGUACAGCCUCCUAGAGAGAAUAAACCCAGACCAUAACUUCCCAGUAAGCUCCCAUUGCCUCCGUGCUGCAGCCUUCUACAUCAGGGGACUCCUGUCCUUCUUUCAAGGACGUUACAACGAGGCCAAGCGUUUCCUCAGGGAGACCUUGAAGAUGUCUAACGCCGAGGAUCUGAACAGGCUGACGGCCUGCUCUCUGGUUCUGCUGGGCCACAUCUUCUACGUACUGGGCAACCACAGAGAAAGCAACAACAUGGUUGUUCCUGCCAUGCAGCUGGCCAGCAAGAUCCCUGACAUGUCUGUUCAGCUCUGGUCUUCAGCUCUGUUGAAAGACUUGAACAAGGCCCUCGGGAACACAAUGGAUGCCCAUGAAGCGGCCCAGAUGCACCAGAACUUCUCCCAGCAGCUGCUGCAGGAUCACAUCGCCGCCUGCAGCCUCCCCGAGCAUAACCUCAUCAGUUGGACUGAUGGCCCUCCUCCUGUCCAGAUCCAAGCCCAGAACGGCCCGACCACCAGCCUCGCAAGCCUGCUAUGAGAAACCACCUAACUACCUGCUCUCAGACCACUGUAGCCGAGAUUUGAGAGGAUUUCACAGGUCACAGAGUUCAGGCCUUCACUUUAUUUGCUUCACUUGCUUCCUGAUUGUCUGCUAUCACAUUUUUUUUUUUUUUUAAUUGUUGUAAAACAAUUACUACUGUUGUACAUGUAUUUCAUGCUCUGAUAGCAUGGUCGCUCACGGAGCAUACGGGCAGGGCUGGACUCUUGAUUAGAGUAGUGAAGGAAACACAGCGAUGUAUAAAAGGGCCUCUCUGCCUCAAAUAUAGAGAAGCCUUCUCUACAUUUGCCUGUUUUUUGUUUUUUUUUCCAUUUGUUGGAAAGACAAGAGGGUAGAUGAGGGGGGGCAGUAAAGAAAUGUAGAGGAAAUUAAUUUAUUCAUGUUGAUAUUUUUUUAACUGUUGGUAAAUAUUUUACAUCUUGCCUUUUUUUUUUUUCCUUUUUUUUUGUAUGGAUCCUGUUUGUUUGUCUUGGGAUUUUCUUUUUUCCAUGCAUGGAAGUUACUGAUGUGGACUCCCUGUACACUAGUUUAUGACCUGGGUUGCUAACAAUAAAUUCUUGGUAGAUCAUUUUUUUUGCACAAAAUCCACAUUAGAAAGAAUAGAGACAUCUUGUAAUAUAUUUUCACACCGUAAAUCCAUUUAAAGGUUUCAUGAUACAGAUUGGCAUUGGGUUAGGACAGCGCACAGUCAUGUGUGCAGUUCCUCUAUGGACCAGGAUAUGCCUGUGUUGGGUCUACCCUUUAAAACAACACUUUGAACUGAUGUGUUCCCUGUUGAUGUAUUCAUUUUUACAAAUUAUGUUUAGACCUUUUGGAGCUAAUAGUAAUCUUCAGAUAUUCAAAAAGUGAAUUUAUUUUAUUUUGUUAUAUUUUAAUUUCUCUUGAUAGUUCUACUAAAUGGUUUCUUUACAGUAUGUUUGUAUAGACUUGCCACUCGUUGAACCUUUAUUGUACAGUGACAUUUUAUAAAGUCAAUUUAGUAAAGUGUGAUAUGUAUUUUUAGCUAUCCUAUGUAGAAAUCUCAAUGCUUGGUAUUUAAGGCACUCUGUAAGGACACAGUUUAAGCUUAAGUACUAGCCAUAUUCUAUCCAAUGCCUAUGUUUUUAAUGCUUACAUUGUUUUCAAUAAUUUUCCAAUAAAAAUACGAUUUGAAAUUU
Molecule: messenger RNA, 3039 nt
Organism: Larimichthys crocea (large yellow croaker)
Lineage: Eukaryota; Metazoa; Chordata; Actinopteri; Sciaenidae
Product: MAU2 chromatid cohesion factor homolog
Exons: 18
Coding region: 65-1861 (598 amino acids)
Biological process (GO): mitotic sister chromatid cohesion
Molecular function (GO): protein binding
Source: RefSeq, a predicted model, not a curated record